This is a messenger RNA of Halichondria panicea, 4499 nucleotides long. RefSeq names its product PH domain leucine-rich repeat-containing protein phosphatase 2-like. The coding region runs from base 243 to 4358 and encodes 1371 amino acids. NCBI's taxonomy places the organism in Eukaryota, Metazoa, Porifera, Demospongiae, Suberitida, Halichondriidae. The transcript has 19 exons. Gene Ontology annotation, molecular function: protein binding. The record is from RefSeq and is a predicted model, not a curated record.
AAACUUGCAGCAACGCCCAUUUUCCAUGUGAGCUCAUACUAUACUGUAGCUGUAGAUAGGAUUAGCUGCUUCUGCAUCAAUAGAGCUAGAGGAUCACUACAAAGUGUAAGCUCACAUUACAACAGAGGCUUGCACUCAAAUCUAGUCUCAAAAAGCAGACAGUGCAGCAUCAGCUAGCUCACAGAAGCUACAAGACAAAUUUUCCAUAAAAGUGGGCGUGUUUGGAGUUUCUGUAAACAACCAUGGAACUCAGCUGGAGUCAGACUCCCAGCACAGUGUGGUGGGCCCUGGAGAACAGCUCCAGUUCCAUCAGUGUGGAGAACAUGCUGAGUCCACCCUCCCCCACGCGAGAUCGUUCUGGCACACUCUCCCGAGACAAGAGGGAGGCAGCCACUAUUUUCUACAACUAUGCACCAGACGAAGUGGAUUUAGGGGAGACUGAGGAUGACAUCAAGAGGUGGAUUAAAGGGGAUCGGGCUAGAGGAGCUAUCAGAGUCUACCAACCAGGACUCUCCUACUCUGAACUAGUGAAGUGCACAAUUGAGACAACUGCAGAAGCCAUAAUGGCGAGGUUCUUCACCAAAGAGCUGUAUAUACACUAUGGCAACAAGAUAGUGCGGAGAGUGCGACUGGACGAGCAUCCACUGCAGCUGCUUGUUAGGUUUCUCCAGGAGAUUGGUCAUAGCAACCCACAGCGUCUCCAGGUGGAGGGAAUGAACGAGGACCUAGCUCCUCUCUUCAAGUUUGUAGCCGGUCACGAGCACGGGAAGAGGCCUGAGGAUUCUGUGCAGCUUGCUUGUUGCCUCAAAGUCAAGGAGGUGACGGGGAGAGGAGUGGCGAUUUGGAACAGACGAUUUUGUGUCCUCUGCGGCUCUCGGAUGUUUAUUUUUCCGUCUUCACAGCCUAAGGGUAAACCUAACUUGGCUAUCGAUCUUCGUGGCGGUAAAAUCAGCGAGUACAAGAGUAGGAGACAUAUUUUUUGCUUGAGGAUAAUGUCUUUAGGGCGUGAGAUGUUGCUGUCGUUUGAGUCGAGGUUUGAGCAAUCAAAGUGGUUGGAAAGAGCUGGAAAUGUUGUGACGAAGCACCCUCUGGAGGCCAACCUCACCGGUCACUCUCUAGAGAGGCUACCAAAGUACUACUUCCUCAACUACAACCUGGUGGCCAUGAACCUGGCGCAUAACUUCAUGAUCGAAUCUUUUGAGCACACAGAUGCUGCUCUUCUUGGUCAACCACGAACAAUCGGCUGGAUUGAAGACCUCGGGAUAUUCCAGAGACUCGUCUCCAUCUCUCUCAGCGACAACUGUCUCGACCAGUUCCCCAGCUCACUAUGCAGGAUCAGUGGACUAAAGGAGCUGGAUCUUUCCUGCAAUGCUAUCAAAAUGAUCCCGCAAGAGAUAAAGUGCCUCACAGGACUGACCACUCUCCUCCUCCACUCCAACCAGCUGAACACCCUCCCCUACCAGCUGCAGGAGCUCAAAUCUCUCACCACUCUUGUACUAGCGUUCAACAGAUUCUUUGAGCUACCCACUAUCGUCAUGGAGCUACCGUCUCUUGCUAUAUUGGUAGCUUCAGGAAACUACAUCAGUCAAAUCCCAGAGGAUAUCAAUCGCAUACAGACAUUGGUGCAUUUGGAUGUUCGCCUCAACCGGAUCAAGCAUCCCCUACCCUCAGCUAUGGAGGGUCUCCGCAGUUUAUUGAGGCUGAAUGUGAGCGGGAACAGCAUCUCAGAGCUGGUCACGCAGCAGGUGCCGUGUUUGGAAACUGUCAACUGCUCGGGUAACUCUCUGAGGAAGUUGAGUGUGAACGAGGGACCUAUCAAGAUUCUGCUGGCAAAGAAUAACAAGAUAACCCAGUUCUCUGUUGCCAUGACGUGCGACAACCUGACGAGUAUUGACAUAUCAAAGAAUGAACUGACAGUCCUCCCAGAGUCUCUGGCCCAACUCAGUGCCUUGCAUAAACUUAACGCUAGCAACAACAAACUCACCAAGCUGCCAGCUGGUCUUUUCAAGAUGAAGAAUUUGGCUGUGAUUAGAAUGAGCAGCAAUCACCUUGUUAGCCUUCCUCCCGAUUUUGGUGACAACUGUCAAGUGAAGCACCUCGAUCUCCAUGUCAACCAACUCUCUUCACUUCCGGAUAACCUCUUUCAUAAAGCAAGGAGGUUACAGACGCUGAACGUGUCUAGCAACAAGCUGACCUCUCUACCAGCUUCCAGUUCUGAACCAGGACGUGACAUUAGCUCCAUCACAGAGCUCCUGGCCGCCAACAACUCUCUCAAAGACUCCGCCCUUCCUGUCAUAUCCAGUUUCUGCCGAAUACGGAUACUUCAUCUGGCCUACAAUGAGAUGAGGAUUAUUCCGCCAGGUUUCUUCUCCAAGCUGAAUCAGCUAACUUACUUCAAUCUAUCUGGCAACUCAUUUGCGUCCCUUCCCACCAUCUCCGGCUGCCCCCUCCUCAAGACCCUCCUCCUCCACUCUAACCAACUCUCAGGCCUCCCAAAUGUUCUCGUCUUCCCUCACCUGCAGUACCUCGACCUAAGCUGCAACCAGUUCGAAACACUACCUAACCUGGCCAGCUUCCCUCGCCUGCAACAGCUGGACUUGUCUGGGAACACCUCUCUGAGCAUCGACAUGGCAACAGCAAAGGAGCUGAAUCGUAUUGGCAGCUGCUGUUUGGAGGGUGUGUUGGACAUCAAAGGGAGCACCAAGUCUCAGCGAAACACUGUGGAGAUUGGAGGCACCACUACACACGGGAAAUGGUCUUAUGGCUCAGCUACCAUCAUCGGUGUAGAGAGCUCCGUCAACUCCACUGUUCAGAUAAAGUCCGCCAGUCUCUCAUCACGUAAACAAGACGCUGUGUUUGCCGUACUGGAUGGGGGACAGUCCCUGGAAGCCCCUAAGCUGCUCCGCCCGAUUAUCCCCAGUGUCAUGGUCUCGGAAAUGAGAAAGGAGGAGGGGCUACUCAGUGAGGGUGUUCAGCUGCAGGACAGUUUACAGUACUUGGCAGGGACCUUCCUCACAGCACAUAGGCGUCUUGGGGAGGUGGCUACAGAAUAUGGCUGCUCUGCAAUCCUCUCCCACAUUCAUGUACUCAAGGAUGGGACGUAUGUUUUAAACGUGGCCAACACGGGACUGGGUGAGGCCAUCCUCUGUCGUAGUGGGAGGGCAGUCCCUCUGACCACCCCCCAUGAUCCCAGCACAAACUCCAGAGAGAGGACACGUAUUGCAGACACAAGAGGAUUUGUUUCACAGGACGGACGUGUGAACGGAGUGUGUAGUGCUUCUCGCCUCCUGGGCUGCUACUAUAUGUGGCCUCAAGUCAUACCCGCCCCCUCUACAGAAUCAGUCGAGCUGAGGAUCGAAGACGAGUACAUUGUCAUGGGAACAGACAGCCUCUGGAAGCAUAUGACAUACGAGCAAAUCAUCCACAACGUUCGGAGCAUAGCAGACCCGAUUCGUGCUUCAAAGAGAAUCCGAGAUCUAGCCGUGGCUCACGGAUGUACGUCAAACGUCUCAGUGAUUGUGGUCAAGCUGAACAUUGAUCGAGGGCCACUAACACACAAUGUUCUCGACCUGAAAAAGCUUACGUCUGUUGAUGCGUCAGAUUCGUCCGAGGAAGAGACGGACGAAGAGGAAGAAGGAGUAACUAACAUUGAUGAUAUUAUCUCGGAUAGUGAAGGUGAGAACGACGAUGCUCCCCAAACACAAGCUCAAGUAACUGAACUAGCCUCCGGCUAUGACGGAAACAUUGACCAGAUGAUCCUCGAUGCAAUACGAUCUCCGCCCACUGCUAGUACCCUACCCACUGUUCACUCAACAAAUUUCGACGAUUUGCCUCUAACUGAUGAGUCCAUGAGCACCCCCUCCCCACCCAUCACUGACUCAACUGCUCAGGACCUCCCGAAACUUGUACAACAACAGAAAGACAUAUUGUCUCAAUUGGAGGAGAUGAGUUAUGCAGCUCAAACACUGCCAAAAGAUAAUUCCAAAUCCAGAAAGUCUAGCAAAGGGUCUACUGGCCAUGGGAUUGGCAUAGCUGAGACUAACUUUGAGACUACGCAGAGUGACCCCGCCCUCAAACCUGUGAACGGAGUUCGUCAACAUACACUACCUGUCAAGGAGAAGUUCGACCAUGUCAACAAUCGAUUGGCCGCUCUGAACAGAGCCCUCGCUCGAAUGGAGGAGGAGGAAGGUCCUGACUACAGUAUGGAGAGCAUUGAGAGACCUCGCAAGAGGAACGAGAUUAAGAAGAGGUUGUCGUAUGUGGAGCACUCUUAUAACAAACUCACCAACGAUACGUACACUAGUGAUAGUAUCCAUGGUACCAGGAACACUGUACACUUAGACGACUGGGGACAGUAGAGAGCAGCAUACUACAAUAACUUUAUACCAGCUACAUUUAUAUAGACUUUAAUCCAUUGCACAUAAUUGUUAGCCAUGCAGUGUUUUUAUCAAUCUUUUUACUAUCUCAUAAUUUUUAACAAGCUGACACAGUUACUUUAA